Molecule: messenger RNA, 6436 nt
Organism: Sphaeramia orbicularis (orbiculate cardinalfish)
Lineage: Eukaryota; Metazoa; Chordata; Actinopteri; Kurtiformes; Apogonidae
Product: guanine nucleotide-binding protein G(I)/G(S)/G(O) subunit gamma-7
Exons: 4
Coding region: 349-555 (68 amino acids)
Biological process (GO): G protein-coupled receptor signaling pathway
Cellular component (GO): heterotrimeric G-protein complex
Molecular function (GO): G-protein beta-subunit binding
Source: RefSeq, a predicted model, not a curated record
UUUUCUCCCUGUGUAUAAUAAUUGUAAAGGUGUCGGUGCGCUUCUUCAGCCCCGGCUUCUCGUCAACCGAGGGCGGCUGCAGCAGAAAGGGGGCUUUCAUCAGUGUCACGAAUCCGGAUUUCCCCAGCCCUUUGCCGGUAGAGAGGGUGGGGAGGACCGGGGACAGGUGUUAAACAAAUGUGAGCUCAGCCACCGUCCAGCUCUGUCUGUUUUGACUUGGUAACCGUUCUUCAACCGCCCGCUGCAACACUCACAUCCUGCAUCCAUUCACAUCUGUGUUCAGAGAGAGUCCUAUCUGCUCACCACCAGUCAGUUUUCUCCGGUGUUGGUGUAUUCUGAUGGAUCAGUAUGUCUACCACUAAUAAUAUCGCCCAGGCCAGGAAACUGGUGGAACAGCUGAGGAUUGAGGCAGGGAUCGAACGCAUUAAGGUGUCUAAAGCAGCGGCAGACCUGAUGAGUUACUGUGAGCAGCACGCUCGUAGCGACCCUCUGCUGGUUGGGGUGCCCACUUCUGAAAACCCUUUCAAGGACAAGAAACCGUGCAUCAUCCUAUAGCUCCGCUUCUCCUGCCCUCACACACACAUAAACACGCAUUCACUCAUGCACACAGAGACACAACACACAUGCAAAUGUACACAUUCAGCACCUACAGUGAUCCUGAGCUCUCCCAAAUUCUCUUUGAACCCACACUUGCAAAUACAUUUUACAGGGCCCUGCUCUUAACAUUACGUAUAGACACGUACAUAGCAACACAAACACUCCCAAAAUAGCCACUCUGGAAAAGCGCCAUACUCUGGAGCCACAGCAAGGGGGCAGGUAUCUUGUGCUCACGGUGGCUGAGAUCAGUAUAUCACUGAGUAUGAACCAAGGUGCUUUGGUGAUAUUCAUAUAUGCUGGUAAAUUAACUCCAAGUGUCAGCUAAACUUGAAAAGGGAUUUGGAUUUAAAUCAUCAGUCGGAAACUGGAUUUUUUUCCUUUAAAAUGAGGGGUUGGGUGAAGGGUGGACAGCUGUGCCAAAGGCAGGGAGUGGGAGGAUACAUGUGGGCAUCAGAGUGGGCAGUAAGCGCUCCUGCCAACCAGGCCAAACACGAACUGGUGUCCUAUUAGAAAAUGCUCAAUAAAUGCUUCAUCAUACAGUAUGUGGGAGUUAAAAAUUGACUAGGUGCGACAGCUUUGUCCUCAAACCCUGCCUGUGCUAAACCAUGGCGGGUUGAAGUCAUUUUGGAGCAAGUGGCUAAAGCCUUUCGCCUUUCUUGGGCUAUAGCAUGUUCCCACCCAAACCUGUAUCAGUAACAGCCCUCCUGCCUUCGGCCGUGGCCUCUCUGCCUGUGGCCUCACCGUGGCCGUCUUGCAGCCUUUGGCCAAAUCUCCAGCUGUGCCAACCUGUACAGAAAGUCUCCUGUAGCUGCUGAUCUGCAGUCACUGAUUCUGUUUUCCACUGCAGUUCAUGAGGCUGCUGUCGGUUGAAAUCUGUGUCUGAGCUGACGUCAGAUCUGCACCUACUGUAUGAAAGGAACACACUUUACACAGAACUCAAGCUAUUAACCCCGGACGUUUACUGCAUUUUUCUUAAGAGAUACUUGUUUGUGAAUUAAAUGUACGUUUUGAUAUUUUGUUUAAUUAUUACUUAACAAAUAGAUGAUACUGUACAUUUUUUUGGGAUUGUUUUGCAGUAUUUUUGACAUAGUAGGUGUUGCCCCUGGUGGAUCAGGUUUCUUUUUCCUGUCUGACAUUAAAUGCUAGUUUUAAUGAAACAACAGGAGAUCUGAUUUUAAUCCAGGGGUAACACCUAAUCUAAAACCUGCUAGGAUCUUAAACAAAGGUUUCUACUGUAUAUCAAACCUCCCUGUGCUUUACCCUGAGAGAGGGCGAGGUUACAGACUGAACGACCGCGAAAAAUCAGUCUGUGAGACUGGAGGAGAAAAGUUUGAAGAGCAAAAAUGAAGCUAUCUCAAAAGACAAAAUUAAGUUGUUCUUUCUUCACUUUUUCCACAUGUUCAAUUGGUUCAAGUAGCAGAAUUGUUGUAACUUUACCACAUUGGAUAGUCUGCAAAGAUGGAGGUGCCUAAGCUUUGUUUUGUUGCGGUUUUAAAUGAUUAAUCUUGGGUUUUAAACAAAUUGGGAAUAACUGUGAAAUUUCCAGUUUCCCCAGUCAAGCAUCUCACAUUAAUGUGAGCUCAGAGGGGAAUGGAAACAAUAAGAGUCAAGUUUGCCCCUAAAAAGAAAAAGAAUAUAGCCUUUUGGUUUCUUGUUUUGUAUGCCACCUCUCCUCCACAGCGCUCCUCCUCUCUGAAAAACCAAACUUGAUUGUAAAAACUGAAGAUUUAAAGAGAAAAAAAAAAUGAAGAUAAGACAAACAAAUUACUUGUAUAAACUUUCUUUGAGACGUGCAGAAGUGAUAAGUUGAGAGUAGCUGUUUUGGGUUUUACUUUGAGUUUCUUCUUUCUAUGGAGUCCAUGGAACCUGGUCAGUUGAGUAUUACCCUGUACAGUGUUUGUAAGAUACAAAAAUCUAAACACGGAGUCCCCUCUGUGGAUGUUCAAUGAUUUUUUUAGUACUACCUUCUGUUCUGUCAGUCAGGUUUCUGUCUGUCUUCACCUCUUCUUUUUUGCCUGUUCAUGCUUUUCGAGGCUUGCGAUAGCAGAGGUUGGUUUUACCCACGGAUACAGACACAACACCUGAUGAGGAUGUUUUUAAAAUAAUGUAGGAUAGAAACACAAGUCCUGUUAGGGUUAGGAUUAUAUCCUGUUAGAGGAUGAAUCAACAUCGGACCUCAUUCCAGUGGUGAGAACCAACCUCUCAUGUGUCCUAACACCAGGAACAGCCACCAGUGUUUCUUCUUUCUCAUGUGUUGGUUUUGGUCAGACGAGUAGGACAACACUUACAUAACACACAUUCACAUACACUCCUCUGCAGUUGCUUUUUAAAGAAGCUGUAAAGCAUAGCAUUGACAGUGUUUUCUGUCAGGUGAUUGGUGAAAUAUGAGUGCUUUUCGUUGUCUUUUAUAUAUUUUAGCUUUUACUUCCCUGAGGCUUUUGUGAGGAAUAAAAAAAACACAGUGACAGAGCAGGGUUGGACCACAGCCGCUGAUGGACCAACUGUUAAAAGACUUGAUCCCACUGCUUUUCUGCUCUUGAUUCACCAGGUCACUAUGACCCACACUGAGCUGUUUGGAGUUAGGAGUCUUUACAAAGGUGUUGAGAGGCAAGCUGUUUCUAUUAUGAUGGACUAACACCUCCUGAAUACAAGAGUUUGCACAAAUCAGUGGGUUAAGGCUGUAUUUGGAUAGUCCACCUACAGAGAGUUUGCAGAGUGAAACACUUCAGCAGCUCGUUAGUUCAGAUUCAACAACACUUUGCCUGUGGAUGAAGCUUCACAUGCACGCUAUAGAUUGACUUUCUCUCUGCUUCAUGCAUGAAUUAUGAGAAAAAAAAAUUACCAUAUUAUUGUAAUUUACUGAGUUUUACAGAACUCUACUUUGGAUGACAUUAAAUAUAGGCUGUUGACAGGUUACACACACUCUGCAAACUCUCUGUGGGUGGAAUAUCCAAAUAGAUGACAAAAGACACACAGGUCACUACAAAAAUAUCCAAAAAUGUGAUUAAAUGUUGUAUUUAGUCCUCCUUUAGGUUUUGUUUUCACCCAGAUUCAUGGAAGAUAAACAAGUAAUUGUCAUAUAAUAGUCUUUUCACUAUUAUGUGCAAGAUUUAGGACCUAGAGUAUGUAAUUCCAUCAAUGGGUUAUCAUGUUCAUAAUUAUGAUUUCAGCCGUGUAUAAUCAUGUGAAAAUAAGAACUGCUGUGUGCUCUGUAUCUUAGAAUGAGCUGGUGAUAUCUACAGAAAGAGCAGGUUGCUGCUGUGUUGCAUUGUUGUGUUUCUACCAGAAAUAGAAAGAAAAAAGUACAUUGUACCUAAAAUCGCCUAGAUUUUGAUAAUUGCAUUGAUGGUCAGUUACAGUUUUACUUAUUUAUUAAUUUUGUUAUUUAUUAUGUUAACAUCUAGAUGUUAAGUUCAGUUAUGUAGUUUCUUAUGAAAUCACUUUUCCACGGUAUCCAUUUUUUCCAUGAUCGCAGUGAUAUAAAGUGAUCAAUAUUUUUUUUCUAGUAAGAACUGUUGUUGUCAUAUCAGUCUUUUAAAAUCCAAUAUUGGUUGACCCCUAGUUUCUACAGAAGCUUCUAGUUUCUGUUUCUUCGGUUUUGUAGUAGGUGGCUGUCACCUACUAUGUUUGCGUGUGGGCCAGAGUCAAUACCCCCUUAAAUAAAAAUGUCAGAACAGACAAAACAAACACUGGCUUUAAUGACGGAUCUCUGUUUUUUGCAGCCAUUGUAGAUGAGGUUGAGGGGCUGCACAGUUGUAGUCUGUAACUUCACCAUCUGAUGUCCCUAAAUAUCUCACACUGAACCUUUAACUUUUUUUCCCUGUAGGUGAUUCUGAAACAAAGCCUCAGUUCAUCUCUCAUGGCUUUUUACAGAGAGUGAACGGAGGCCAUUCCCAAAGGACAGCGAGAGCCUGACUGUUACAGAGACGCUGAGGGUGUUUGUGUUUGCAUCAGUGUGGUGUGUGUUAGCUGAAAGCAUUUGGGAGCUGAAAAGGAUGAUUUGGCAGAAGUAGGCAGAGAACAGAAAAAAGGAGGUGUAUGCGUGAGUGUGUGUGAUUUAUGCACAUGAUGUGUGCAUACAUGAGUGUGUGUUUUAGAAGAGAGCGAGAAAGACACUGUGUGUUCAAGAACACAAAGUGCCCCCAGUGUCAUGCAGAGUGUCAAACCGUAAUGCUUUGUUACUGCAGCUCUGCACAAUCCAGGUCAGGGUUGGCUUGACCGGAGGAGAGGUCAUGUGACAGGGUGAGUGUAAGUGAGAACAGCAUGUGUGGCCUCUGUUUGUGCAGUCAGAGGCUCGCCAGUUUCUGCAGCAGAGCGAAGGAGUAAAAUUGUUCACUUUGAGAGUAGGAUGUUCUUUUGGCUAAUAAUAACCAAAUAAUUUGUGCAAAGCUGACUAAUUCACAGAUGUUCUCUUUGUGUUCCGCAGCCUGUUGCAGCUACAUUAUAUUACCUGCUGUUUGUUGAUGCUUGUUGAUGCCUUAGACUUUAAAGGUCCAGAGUGUGAGACCUUUGGGAAGAUCUAGUUGCAGAAAAAGAAUAUACAUUUCAACAUAAGUUCAUUAGUGUAUAGUCUCUCAAAAAUCAGUCCAACAUGUUGCACCACCUUGUUUCUACAGUAACUUGGAAUGUCUUCUUUGGCGUCCAGUGCAUUACUGUCGCUUACUAGGUUUGAGUGUAGACAAGGGCUUUAACUAAAAAGUCCAGAAGGGAUAAAAACAAAUAUUAGCAACAAAAGACAUCUACAUUUUUGCAGCCACCAUAAAAGAGGAAGCCAAAAGAAUUCAGUCUGUUGCAACUUCACCACUAGGCCACUAAAUAUUACAUGUUGAACCUUUAACUUCAAAUCAAAAUAAAUGCAAAUUAAAGAUACUGAAAAAUCAGUUUAUAUACACAGAAAGCAUAACAAAAGUAAUCACAAUGUGAUUUUUUUGUACAUAUCAUUCAGCCCUAAUCUUUGUUACAUGAACGAUUUAUAUAAAAAUGAUUUUAACAUAUUAAGGCUUUUAUCAACAGUGUUACUCAACCAGAAACAACAGCCAGCUGAUAUAACAAAACAAACCACACUCUGACAUUUAGAUGUGGCUUUACCCUCAACUUGAACUACUGUCAUGUUGAGGAAAUACCUGAUAUAUUAUUGUUGUUCCAGGAAGGAAAACCAGUUUCUUAUAAAUGUCUUUGCGAGGUACAGCUUCUGUCUGAGAAUCGCAACUGCAGACACUUUACACACAAAGCAGAACAUAUCUGCUUACGCACACAUUUAUGCACAAACACUCAUACCUUGAUCACGUCUGACUAAUUGUACUUUUUUUAUCGUCAUUUCAAUCAUUCCAUAUCUGGUUGGGCUCACAAUCAGACAGAGCUGACUGAAAUCCUCUGAGGUGUUUUACUGAUUCGUUGGUCAUUGCCUUAUAGUGGCAUUUAUCAUGUUUAUGCUGGUGUGGAGGUUGUCAGAUCUACAGAGGGAACAGUCUUAAAGUACAACACAAGGCCGGAGAUGGAUGGAAAUCCACUGAUGUUGUGACAAAUGUAAAAUGAGCCUGGUUGAAUUCACCUCUGCUGAGGCUCCUCACUUUUGGACUUUGAUAUCGAUAGCUCAUGGAAUCGGCUUGGAGCCUUUCCAGAGACUCAUCUUUUGUGUUCUGAUCUCCUGUGUAUGCAUACAGUAUCUUUUUUGCCUUGAUUGAUUAUGAAGAAAAUAUAUCUAUUUUUUGUAACUGUUCUCUGAUGUGCCAUAACUCAUGUUUUCUUGCACACUGUUAAUAUUUUGUGGAUAUUGCUGUUAAAAAAAAAGAUGCUAUUGAGAAGUAGAUAACAUUAAUAAAAAGAUGAUAUAAUGACA